Triticum dicoccoides is the source of this 402-nucleotide messenger RNA. Its product is annotated as glucan endo-1,3-beta-glucosidase, acidic isoform-like. Gene Ontology annotation, biological process: carbohydrate metabolic process. The record is from RefSeq and is a predicted model, not a curated record. The transcript has 2 exons. Gene Ontology annotation, molecular function: hydrolase activity, hydrolyzing O-glycosyl compounds. NCBI's taxonomy places the organism in Eukaryota, Viridiplantae, Streptophyta, Magnoliopsida, Poales, Poaceae. Bases 1 to 402 code for a protein of 133 amino acids.
AUGACACGGCAACACGCUGCCUCCACGCGCACGCUCGCCGCGGCGUUGGUCGUCGGAGUCUUGGCUCCCAUCCUUACCGAGGUGCAAUCCAUCGGCGUCUGCAACGGGAUGCUCGGCGACAACCUGCCGUCGCCGGCCGACGUGGUGCAGUUCUACCAGUCCCAGGGCAUCGGCGCCAUGCGCAUCUACGCGCCGGACCCCGAGACGCUCCGGGCGCUCGACGGCACCAGCAUCGUCCUCAUCAUGGACGUGGGCAACGGCGACCUCGCCGCCCUCGCCUCCGACCCUGCAGCGGCGGCCGGCUGGGUCCGGGACAACGUGCUCGCCUACCCGAGCGUCCGCGUCAAGUACGUCGCGGCCCGCAACAAGGUGGAUGGCGGUGACACGCGGAACAUCCUCUAG